AUGCACGCCCUCAAAAGCAUCAUCGCCUGCCUCUUCGGCAGCGAAUCCAUCAACUCCCUCGACAACAAGAAACACACCACCACCACCGCCGCCUCCACGCAGAUGAACUACUCGACCUUCACCGAGAAGCAGCAACCGCAACAGCAGUCGCAGCCCACCACCCCCAGCGAAGCCGCCGAGCAGAUCCUGGCGCUCCUCCUCUCAGCCCCCCACCCCAGUGCCGAGCUCAAAGCGCGCACCCAAGCCCUGACGACGCGCAACAGCGCCGUCAACGCAAGCAGCAGCCGCUGGGCGGCGGCCGUCGCGCGCGCCGUGCUGCGCGCCAUGGAGAGCGCGCUGAAAGCGGGCAAGGCGCACAGCGGGGCGAUGGGCACGGCGCUCGAGAAGGCGGAGAUGGCGGCGGCGGAGCUGGGCGAGUUCGUUAAAGCCCACCCGGUGUUUUUCACGGUGUUGGCGCUGGGCGUGCUGGUGCUGUUGGCGCCGGCCGUGAUUCAUGCGCUGGGGUUUGGGGCGUUGGGGCCAGUUGAGGGGUCGUUUGCUGCGGCGUGGCAGUCUACUUACGGUGGUUAUGUCGAGGUGGGAUCGUUGUUCUCGUACUUGCAGAAGCUGGGUAUGCUGUACUGA
Molecule: messenger RNA, 624 nt
Organism: Aplosporella prunicola CBS 121167
Lineage: Eukaryota; Fungi; Ascomycota; Dothideomycetes; Botryosphaeriales; Aplosporellaceae
Exons: 2
Coding region: 1-624 (207 amino acids)
Cellular component (GO): membrane
Source: RefSeq, a predicted model, not a curated record